Messenger RNA from Neltuma alba, 1802 nucleotides. RefSeq names its product 50S ribosomal protein L1. NCBI's taxonomy places the organism in Eukaryota, Viridiplantae, Streptophyta, Magnoliopsida, Fabales, Fabaceae. The transcript has 11 exons. The record is from RefSeq and is a predicted model, not a curated record. Bases 84 to 1406 code for a protein of 440 amino acids.
GGACGCUGAGAGUAUCCUCUUCCUUCAAAAAGCCCUCUGGUUCGUGUGCACUCGCACCGUCGCACGAAGGCUGCUACGCUAAUAUGGCGGCCCUGAAACUGCUUCUCUCUCAAGCUCGACGCCAUUACCUCACCAAUCAUCAUUCUCAUUUCCACUCUUCUCUUUUUCUUCGGUCUCGGAGAUCCCUUUGUUCUUCGUCUUCUUCUUCACAAUCCGAUGAAUCAGACUCAAAAUCUCCACCCUCUCCAAGUAGACCCACCCCAACCAUUUCAAUCCAACCCGUUUCAUAUCCGGUUAAACCUAAAGACCCAUCGCCUCCAGAUAAUGCUGAAUCCUCCGAAGCUAAAUUACAAAAUCAAUCGCCGGCGCCACCACCUCCUCGCCGUCCACGGGGACCGACAUUGGCGGAAGAUACCGCUGAGUCACGGCGGGCUUGGACCAGGGAAGAUAUUCGGUAUGUAAAGGACGCACCUUCGAUAGCUCCGGUGUCCUAUCCUUUGCGAGUGGCGCCGCUUCCUGAAGAUAAGACUGCUGCUGGUGCUGAAGCAGGAAAGGAUGAUGGCGCGAAGGCGAACGAGGAAAUUGAGAAAGAGACUAGAAAAAUUAGGGCGGAUGAUCAGUUGAAGAGGAGAGUUAUUAGAGCUGCGGAAGAGGAGAAGGUGCGGGUUCCUUUUCCAACUCUGAUAAAGGUGAAGCAAAAGGAGAAGCCGCCUAUCCUUGAUUUGACCGAGGCAAUUCGCCAAGUUAAGGCCAACGCAAAGGCAAAAUUUGAUGAAACCGUCGAGGUGCAUGUAAGAUUGGGUAUUGAAUCAAAGCGAACAGAACUGGCAGUUCGCGGUACUAUGAUUCUUCCUCAUGGCACACCUAAGGCCGUCAGUGUGGCUGUUUUUGCAGAAGGAGCUGAUGCGGAGGAAGCUAGAGCUGCAGGAGCUGAUAUAGUUGGGGCUAAAGAGCUUAUUGAGGAGAUUGCUAAUGGUAAUAACAAGCUUAGAGUUGACAAGUGCUUCUCAACUCCAGGAAUGGCACCUCAUCUUGGAAAGAUAGCACAAUAUCUUAGAAAACGUAGACUGAUGCCAGACAAGAAACUAGGUACUCUGACCAGUGAUAUUCCUGGGCAGCUGAAUGAGCUGAGACAGGGUCGUGUGGACUUUAAAAUGGAAAGCAAAUCAAUUGUCCAUGCGGGAAUUGGGAAGGUAAGCUUCAGAGAGGAGCAAUUGCGUGAAAACAUAGGUGCAUUCAUGAAUGCUCUAUUGGCUGCCAAGCCUGCUGGCUUAAAGAAGACUUCAAAAUAUGCUGGAUAUGUCCUAUCUGUCCAUAUGAGCAGCACGAUGGGCCCGGGGUACCCUGUUUCAAUACAAUCCUUAUCAAGAGCAGCUGAUAAUUACAAGUCUCUGAAUCUGCUUUAGGUCCCUCGGUGAUACUCUAAUGGUGGGGAAGGCCGCGAUCGUGGAGGAGAGGAAGAAGUUGUGCACUUUUUUUUUUUUUUUUUUCCCAACUCAAAUAUUAUUUUGUCACAUUUGUCUCCAGCUCAUCCUUUUUUGUCAAAACGUUCCUUGUAAACGGUCAACGUUGUUCAAUUUAACACCAGUAGCAUUUUAGGGCCCCUUUGAAUCAUCUUGGGUAUUUUUUCUCCUAAUAUUUUAUUAUGGGGUUUGAUCCUCCUUUUUGAUAUUAUAAUAUGUAAAUUUGUCUCAAUUUUUCUUUUUUUAAAACUUUCAUCAUUUCAUCAUUGAUUCUAUAAGGUUGCUUGAAGCCUUGUGUUAUAUGUGACAAUUGAUCAGCUAGACUUCCAUUUUUAGCAA